AUGGAGAGCGGUAGCGCGCGGGCCGUCCCGCCGUCGAAGUCCUCCGAGAGGAGAGUAACCUUCGGCGACGAAGAUUCAACCGAAGAGAAGAGAAGAAAGAUCGAGAGCGGCAGCGCGCGAGCCGUCGCGUCGGCGGGGGCUCCGCGGAGCAGAGUGCCCUCGGGUGAGGACGGGCGCCCGCUCGACAGCGUGAUGCGCGCCAGCCUCAUUCGCCACUUGAAGCAUGGCGACGGCUCUAUCUUCAGAAGCAACGGUUAUUGGACCAAAGUUUAUCGUCUCCAAGAUACCAGCGAGACUUGUCUGGAGCCAAUGAUGAUGACCGAGCCAUUAGCCUCCUGCAUGCCUGACAGGAUGGUUUGUGAAAGGCAACAUUUUCGCACCAUGCUGCAGAUAUUCUCCCUGAAGCUAGCUUACACUUCUUCACAUGUUACUGGCCCGGUCCAGUUGUACGGAUACGUGGCUGUCAGGGAUCUUUUGAACCCUAUGCGUAACUACAUCUUCAACCGCACAAGGGAUGAUCCUUUCGUCGUGGAGCAUGACGGCCUUAUCCGAAUGUCCGGCCCUAAGAGGGGCAUCAGAAUGGGGGCUCCCGUGCUGAUUGAGUUCGACAUGAAGGUCAAGAGAGGAGUCGGAGAAGCAGAAGAUGAUUUACAGCUCGUCGAUUGCGUUGCCUGCCUCAACGACAUAACCUCGAGACAUGCUACGAAGAACAGAAGACGGAUCGAUGGCGAUUGCGGGGCGGUGGACAUAGCCUAUGCGCUUCUGAGGGGCGCCGCGGAGGCCACCGUGCAGGUUGGGAUAUCAGAGCUGGCACAGGACAGUGGCUUGAUAAGGCUGAACGCAGCAUUGUUUUACACCAAGGAGUUGAGCGCGCAGAUCCAGCUGUUUGACGGAGUUGUCGCCGCCGAGGCGACUGAGCUUUGCAGGACUGUGCUUGCCGUGGCGAAGGGAGGUCAGUUGCUUGUAUCGUUGAUGCUCGAUCAGACUGGUGGCUCGGGUGAUUGCGCUUUCAGUCGUAGCUGCACCUUCCCUGUUCAAAAGCAUGGAAACCAUGUCUCCGUUUUCAAGCUUGGGCUGGCCGCUGUCGAGGUGAAGGUAACCUGGUCGACUCUGGACAUCGCCGGAAGCCUUUUGGGUCCAAAUUGCUUCCAGUGGGAGUUCAUGGCAGCUGAGGACGUUGAGUAUGAAGGUGACUGAAUAGCACUUCCUCUUGAUGGGGUGUCCUCACUCCUAACUACUUAAGUAUUAUAGUAUGUUUGUUAUCUGGAUGUCUAUGUCAUUUCUGAAUGCCUAUGUGUAUGUGAAAUAGCCGCGCUUUGUGGUUUGCUGGUACCUCUGCUCAAGUUUGUUUGUGUUUGAUUUUCUAAUGCUCAAGUAUUGUCAUUAUACUGGGGACAUGUUCAGACUUGGUAGUAGCAAAUAUAAUUCCCCUGUAAGUGCAUCUAUAAGACACAUGACAUCUGGAUUAUUAUUUUUGUAUGCGUUUCGACACUC
Molecule: messenger RNA, 1494 nt
Organism: Triticum dicoccoides
Lineage: Eukaryota; Viridiplantae; Streptophyta; Magnoliopsida; Poales; Poaceae
Exons: 2
Coding region: 1-1197 (398 amino acids)
Source: RefSeq, a predicted model, not a curated record